Messenger RNA from Melampsora larici-populina 98AG31, 618 nucleotides. RefSeq lists its product as uncharacterized. The transcript is spliced from 5 exons. Bases 1 to 618 code for a protein of 205 amino acids. The record is from RefSeq and is a predicted model, not a curated record. Lineage: Eukaryota; Fungi; Basidiomycota; Pucciniomycetes; Pucciniales; Melampsoraceae.
AUGAGUCGUGUCCAGGUUGUUCGUAUUAAGUUCGACUUAUGGGUCAUACCCCCUGAUGAGACCGACUACAGACGACCGAGGAUUUGUGAAGACACUGGGGCUCGGCCGUUCAUGCCAAAAAACUAUCCGGCUUCAAGUAGAUUGAGUAUUAUCAAAUACGAAGCCUCACGAUCUAGUCUCGAGGAUCGCAUCGAGGAAGUCAUAAGUAAGGAUGCAAGGUUUCAGCUCCCUUUCUAUGCUCAAAACGCAAACACCAUCCAAACACGUAAGAGGAGUCCAGGCCAGUAUUGUUCCGGAGGAAUCAAAGCGGGACUGGAUGAAAAAGGUACGGAGACGGUAUGGGCCACGCACGUUGGAGUUAGGGUAUGUUUACGUAUAUAUUUUGUGAACAUGGUUCAAAUCUCAGCAGAUAUCUUUAAGUCCGACUUCGUGCGAGCUCAGUCUCACCCUUCAAUAAAACAAGACGUGCUUAAACACUUAAACAACGGAAAUCAAACAACUUGUCUUGACUUGUGUCAAGCUGAACACGAAGCUGAAUGUGAAUGUGAUUCAGGUGAUCAUGAGGGUGGCUAUUGUGCGGCUGUGGAACUCUGUAUAGAUAGAAAUAAAUUUGCUUGA